UGGUCAAAAAGAAACUUUAAAAGCACAUCAUAAAAGUCUAUAUGAUAGGGUUUCAUAGGCCUAUUUAUUAUCAUAUAAGUGUUACCGAAAGCAUUUGUACAGUGCUUAAGUGAAUUUAUUUGUUUUUGAGGGGUUUUCGUGGCUUCCAGGUUGAAUGUUUCCGGAGCAUGGCAAAUGCCUCAGGGUGGUAUUGAGGAUGGGGAGGAGCCUGAGUCUGCAGCCCUUAGGGAAUUGAAAGAAGAAACUGGUGUAGUAUCAGCUGAGAUUAUUGCUGAGGGGCACUGGCAUUUUACUGCUAUUUACUUUAGUGUUUGUGAUUCCUUCAAAUUUAUCAAACUCCCCUAAGUUAUGUGAUACAAGCAUUUGAUGGAUC
Rubroshorea leprosula is the source of this 373-nucleotide messenger RNA. Lineage: Eukaryota; Viridiplantae; Streptophyta; Magnoliopsida; Malvales; Dipterocarpaceae. The record is from the annotation of a GenBank genome assembly.